ACCACCACAACACCAGCCGGACCUCAGACGCUGGCCCCCGGAUUCACAUCGACUAACUCUCACAAAAGGAUCCCAAACAGGAGAGACGCCAAAACCGCUGCAGAUUGCACUCACGAAAACAAGGGAAUCUACGGCUGUGUGUACUUUUGUCCACUGUUUAAUCUCCGCUGGUGACCCUCCUCCAUCGUGCCACAAUGUCCGAGGUGCUGCCAUACAACGAGGGGAAAAUGAGCGGCUACGGGGCGGACAGCGAGGUCAGCCAGAUGUCCUUUAGCUGCGGACUGCAGGACACAAGCGCCUUUUUCGCCGCGUCGCAGGCGAAAAGACCCCCGAAGCUCGGACAGAUCGGCAGAGCCAAGCGAGUGGUCAUCGAGGACGACCGGAUAGACGAGGUCCUGAAGGGGAUGACAGACAAGUCCUCACCCGGCGUGUAAAACACGAACGAUGCCUUGCAGACUUUUUAAUUUUGAUCACCGAUUUGAAGCACUUGGCGGCUGUGCAUGUUCGAGGAUUGCGGGAGAAAAGCGACUGCACGAAGCGAGGAUGGCGUGAGGAA
This is a messenger RNA of Chelmon rostratus (copperband butterflyfish), 556 nucleotides long. RefSeq names its product calcium/calmodulin-dependent protein kinase II inhibitor 1a (gene camk2n1a). Gene Ontology annotation, biological process: negative regulation of protein kinase activity. The record is from RefSeq and is a predicted model, not a curated record. The coding region runs from base 195 to 434 and encodes 79 amino acids. The transcript is spliced from 2 exons. NCBI's taxonomy places the organism in Eukaryota, Metazoa, Chordata, Actinopteri, Chaetodontiformes, Chaetodontidae. Gene Ontology annotation, molecular function: protein kinase binding; calcium-dependent protein kinase inhibitor activity.